Messenger RNA from Penicillium angulare, 4665 nucleotides. RefSeq lists its product as uncharacterized. The transcript is spliced from 3 exons. NCBI's taxonomy places the organism in Eukaryota, Fungi, Ascomycota, Eurotiomycetes, Eurotiales, Aspergillaceae. The record is from RefSeq and is a predicted model, not a curated record. Bases 1 to 4665 code for a protein of 1554 amino acids. Gene Ontology annotation, molecular function: ATP hydrolysis activity; ABC-type transporter activity; ATP binding. Gene Ontology annotation, biological process: transmembrane transport. Gene Ontology annotation, cellular component: membrane.
AUGACAAGCGACACAGAGAGCUCGGCGAUGGUGUCUCUCGUCGCAAACUCCCUCGGCUUGGCCGGUGUCGCCGUCUGUAGCAUUUCGGCCUUGAGGAGCAUAUUCCGUCAGAUGAUGCGAAAUGCAAAGUCCGCAAGCUAUGAGCGCAUCCCCGAAAUCUACGAAGAUCGAGAUGGACCCGCGGCGUCGAGAGCAGUGCCUUAUCUCUCCGACGGGAUUCUGCGACAAAUAGGUGCGAUUCUAGUGCUAAUUGGGACCAUGGUGACAUUAUCGCGUGCCGUCCUGACCACGGACAAAGCCAACUCGCCGUUCAUGAUCGAACAGUGGCUGCAGUUCUCUGCCUGGAUUCUUCUUUCAAUGCAAUGGGGUGCUAUCCUGACUGAGCCGCUUUCCACGAUCCGAUUCCGUAUGGCCUGCCAUACAUCUAUUGGGAGCGCCCUCUGGAUGGCCAUGGCGUUCGCCGAGAUGCUCGCGCAAUUCAAAUCCUCGGUAUUUGACAAAGUCCAACUGAUCCUCGCCACGAUCCAAUUCUUUCUUGCCACCUUCUCCGCCGCCUUAGCCCUUUUCCUACCCCGUCGUCCGGAUGUUUUGCGAAACGGGACCAUUAUAGACCGGCAAUUCACCACUACGGCUCUGGGCCGACUGACCUUCAGCUGGGUGGAGCCUUUGAUGAAUCUUGCUGUUCGGAACGAAUCUGUGGACAUGAAGGAUCUGGCAGAGUUGGAUUACGAUACAAGAUCAAAAACUCUUCACGCGUCAUUUAACGAGCAAAAGACACAAGAUUACAGAAAUAGGACUCCGCAAAGAUUAUGGAAAAGGGUGAUCCUCUGUCACAAAUCUGCCAUCAUCCUCCAGUUCAUCAUGGCCAUCACUGUCUCGUUUCUUAGCUUUCUGCCCCAAAUCGCCCUCUUAGGAACCUUGAGGGCGUUGGAGGCACGGUCGCAGAGCACCGAACAGUCGACUCACGUGUUCAUUUGCGUGUUGGGGUUCGGAGUAUCCAUGAUCUCGUCGUCGACCCUCGAUGUAUGGCUACUCUGGAUUUCCACCAGCCGUCUCGGCAUGAAGAUUUCCGCACAGCUCACAGUGGUCAUAUUUGACAAGUCUAUCCAUCUACAAAAUGUCAAAGAUUCCGUUCAGUCAAUCGAAAAUUCUCAAGAGGAAACAAGCGAGCAUUGUCACAAUUCAGACACCUCUAAGAACACACGCCAGAGUACCCUCAACCUGAUGUCAGUAGACGUCAAGCGAAUCGCCGACUUCGCAUCCUUUAACUACUUCCUUUACCAGUGUCCCCUCAAGCUGGGAGUUGCCUGUACACUUUUGGCUAGCCUCGUUGGCUGGGAGGGUCUUUUGGCUGGACUGUCCGUCCUAGUCAUUACGAUCCCACUCAACGCAUAUGCGGCGAGGAAGUAUUCUGGGUCCCAGGCUCAAAUCAUGAAGACACGAGACCUUAAGAUGGCGGUAAUUGUCGAAGCUCUACGAGGAAUUCGCCAAAUCAAAUUUACUUCGCUGGAGUCCUCGUGGGAGGAAAAGAUCAAUGCGUUCCGAGAUACCGAGCUUCGAGCACAGUGGAGAGCCUUUAUCUGGCAGACGGCUCUCUUUGCUCUAUCCCUCUUUAGCCCUCUCAUGCUUUCUGCGGCAGCACUUGGGGUUUUCGCUCUCGUAAAUGGGGGUUUGCCGGCUUCUGUUGCAUUUACAGCUGUAUCGGUCUUUGGGUCGAUUGAAAACACUCUCGCUGUUUUCCCGGAAAGUAUAGCUUGGCUUGUCGACUGUGCAAUCAGUCUGAGACGCCUCGAAUUUUUUUUGAAGCUGCCCGAAAACACAUGCCAGUUGAUCCCAGCUGAUAGAAUUUCAUUUGUAAAUGCUACCAUAUCUUGGCCAUCGGGCGCCGACGAAGGAUCGAUCAGAGGCCGUUUCGUACUCGAGGAUAUUACCAUGGAACUCCCCAAGAGUGGGUUGAGUGUUAUUUCGGGACCGACAGGAUCAGGGAAAAGCCUUCUGUUAUCCGCAAUUCUUGGCGAGUCUGACGUUCUGAGCGGAAGUAUCAAGGCCCCUCUGCGGCCUACCUUCCAAGAACAUUUUGAUGGAAACAAUGGGCAAUGGAUUAUAGAAUCAGCAAUGGCCUAUGUAAGCCAGGUUCCUUGGAUUGAGAACGGAUCCAUUAAAGACAAUAUUCUCUUUGGCCUGCCCUGCGAUUCCGAGCGAUACCAGGAUGUUCUGUUUGCUUGCGCCCUGGACAAAGACCUCACCAUACUCUCAGAUGGCGACCUCACCGAGAUUGGAGCCCAAGGUGUAAACAUUAGUGGUGGGCAGAAAUGGCGCAUCUCCUUGGCCCGCGCGCUCUACUCUCGCGCCGGAAUUCUCGUUAUGGAUGACGUGUUCAGUGCUGUUGAUAUACACACGGCUCGACACAUCCUUGACCACGCCAUCACCGGCCAGCUCACACGGGGAAGAACACGUGUGCUCGUUACCCAUCAUACAACCCUUUGCCUCUCGGCCAUAGACUAUGCCGUUCAUCUGGAUAACGGUAGAGUUUGCUAUACCAAAACAGGGAAUGAACUGAGACGGGAUGGUGGACUUCAGAUUCCAACCAACCAGGCCCUUGAUGCGGAAUUCGAUGACUCAAUAUUGAUGGAUGCCACGCAGUCUCCUGGAGUUACCAAUGCUUCGCGGCCCUCCUGUGGGAUAGAAGAUACACAAGAUGGCGGCAAACAACCAUCCCGUAAACUUGUGAAGGAUGAGGGUCGAGCGAACGGCGCCGUUAAGUGGAAAGUAUAUAAAGGCUACCUCGCACAGGGUGGUAAUAUCUGGCUCUGUGCUAUUCUACCGAUUGUUUAUCUGGGUUACAGUGGCCUGAUGAUUGCCCGAGCAUGGUGGCUCAAUGUUUGGACUAGUCACCAGUCAGCCCCAGAGCAAGACAUAUCGGUCAUUCAUCAAGCUGUGAACUAUAUGGCUGUACAGAAGAUUCAGCUAGAUGACGAUAUAGGCUUUUCGAUCGCCGUCUACGUCGGAAUUUCCCUAUUAGCAUGCGUCGCAGGUUCCCUGCGGGUUUAUUUCAUGUUCUCUCUUUCUCUUCGUGCAUCCCGCAACCUUUUCCGUCAUCUCCUGCAUGCCAUUCUCAGAGCCCCACUUCGUUGGCUGGAUACGGUCCCUCUAGGACGAAUCCUCAAUCGCUUUUCGGCGGAUUUCAGUGCGAUCGACACCCAAAUGGGAUUGACGCUGGGUAACACGAUCUAUUGCGCAAUUGAAGUAAUUGGAGCUGUUUUUGCCGGUGCCAUGGUCAACCCUGUGCUCGCCGUCUUAACUGGAAUCAUAGUUAUAGUCUCGCUUUCCUUCUCCCGAAAGUACCUCGCGGCUGCCCGUGAGGUUAAUCGAUUAGGAAGUACAGCCAAGAGCCCCAUCUUUGUCCAGUUUGAUUCCAUGCUAAGUGGCCUCGACACUAUCCGGGCGUUUGGAAAAAGCGAAAAUUACAUAUCUCGUGUUCAGGCGGCGGUCGAUCGCCAUGCACAAGCCUAUUGGCAUGGUUUGCUUCUAAACCGAUGGCUUGCUUUCCGCAUGGAGCUGAUGGGGUUUCUCUUCACCUUCACAACGAUGGUAUUGGUGACAUUCGCUAAGGGAAUCACCGCUUCGGUUGCAGGAUUUGCUAUUAGUUUCGCGCUGCGCUACACGGGGGUAACCUCCCGCGCAAUCCGGGUAUACGUCACCCUAGAAAUGGCCUUGAACAGCACCGAACGGGUUCAGGAAUAUUCCGAUAUUGAUAUUGAAGAACCUUACGGAAUCGAUCCUCCCGCUACUUGGCCAACUGAAGGACGUCUAGAUGUAUCUAACCUUGUGGUGGGCUAUGCACCAGAUCUGCCACCUGUCUUAAAAGGGCUCAAUUUCCAGGCGGAACCAAACCAGCGCAUCGGCGUUGUAGGACGAACUGGCGCCGGCAAAUCCUCCCUAGCAUUGGCAUUAUUCCGUUUUUUGGAAGCUCGCCAGGGUCAAAUUCUUGUAGAUGGGAUCGAUAUUGCUAAGGUGAAGCUGCAUCAUCUUCGCAGUCGGCUAGCCAUUAUUCCCCAAGAUCCAGUACUCUUCUCAGGUACAGUGCGAUCCAAUUUGGAUCCUUUCGAUCAGCACGAUGACAUGGAGCUACAUAGUGCUCUUGAACAAGUUAAUUGGGGUGGUGGCAGUGCCACCUCUAAAAGUGUCACUGAUGAGAGUACCAUUUUGGGUACCGCAUCGAACAGCUCAAUAGCCUCGGCAACGACUCGAUACUCUAGUGACGGACUUUUUAGCAAGGUCGGUUCACUGCUCGAUCAGCCUAUCUCCCAAGGGGGUCAAAACCUGUCUCAGGGCCAGAGGCAGCUUCUAUGCCUGGCGCGAGCAAUCAUUUCUAGGCCGAAGAUCAUGGUCCUGGAUGAGGCCACAUCGGCAGUUGAUGGGGACACGGACGAGUUUAUACAGCAAUCAAUCAGAUCUGAGUUUGGACGCAAUUCCACCCUUCUCGUCAUUGCUCACCGCAUCAGUACGAUCGCGGACUUUGAUCGAAUCCUUGUUCUUGACGCUGGGAAGGCCGUUGAAUUUGGACCACCGCGUGAUUUGAUGAAGAUCGAUGGGGGUGUCUUUCGAUCGCUGGUGGAGGAAAAUGGAGAUAGAGAGGUGCUUGAAAAUAUUAUUUUUGGGUAA